Saccostrea echinata is the source of this 2609-nucleotide messenger RNA. RefSeq lists its product as uncharacterized. The record is from RefSeq and is a predicted model, not a curated record. Gene Ontology annotation, molecular function: RNA binding. The coding region runs from base 1 to 2019 and encodes 672 amino acids. Lineage: Eukaryota; Metazoa; Mollusca; Bivalvia; Ostreida; Ostreidae. The transcript has 2 exons.
AUGACUGCGGUGCCGAAACUUCGUGCACCCAUUUUACCAUCUCCCAUUUUAAUGGCGACCUCCUUUAGAAAGUAUCUUAGGACAUUUUUAAGGUCUUUUAGGCUAAAUUUAAUUGAGGUAUUGCCAAGUCCUUCAGCUAAAUGUCUGCCACAUAUAAAAGCUUGCAGUUUUGUUCCAUCUAGACCAGUUGUAAGAGGUACUGAUUAUGAGAAGGAAAUCCCUGUAGAAAAAGGGAACAUUACUGGAACCCUAAAGCUUCAGAAAGACAUACACAUUAAAAAGCUUACUGAUGAGGAUCUUACUAAAAUCAAAACCAACUUUCAACUCCAAAGCCUCUUUUAUUCUUCCAAAAGAGCUGAUCAAGUGAUUGUGAAGGGAAAUGCUGUGAAUGAUGUGCAGAACGCUUUGUUAUAUUUAGAUAAAUUUCUAACAGGUCAGAAGAGAGAAAAUAACCUUGAGAUCAAUCAAACCUUGAACUUAUCCACUGAUGAGAGUUCAGAGCAAUCUGUUUUAUUCCUGUUAGGGUUCAAAGCUAAGAUGAAAAAGUAUUUGUCAAAGGAAACUAAAUGUACACUCCACCUGGAAAUAUGCCCUCCUUAUUCUGUAACUGCCACUGGUGAUCAUUACCAUGUUAGUAAAGCCAUUCAAAAAUUGGAAACAUUUAUUGAAAGGAUCCUGAAGCAACACAAUAUUUGUGAAAUGGUACCAUUUUCAGUGUUAGAUACUGGUGGUUUAUAUCAAAUAUACCUUUGUGAAGAUCUUCUCCAAAACCAUCCCUUAUUCAAACCACAAAACCAACUAGCACAACUAGGGAAAGAUCCCAGCUUUUUCUUGAUGCCAAAUUUUAGUCAACUACCAUAUGGUAUGAAAGUGUUUGCAAAUAGCAAUGAGGAAUUAUUCAGGGCCAAAGAAUUAGUGAAAAAUGUUUUACUUCUUCAAAAGAAAAAGUGCUUUAAAAGAGUUGCUAUCAAGGAAGAUGAUUUAGCUUUCUUAAAUGCAUCAAAGACUUUUUCAGAAAAUUUAAGGAAAAAAACUCAGUGCACAUUUAUAAUGACUGGAAAAGGGACCAGCAUAGAAAAACACAAUCCUCCACAAGUAAUUCUCCUAGGACCAACAAUGGCUUCUGUUGACAAUGCAGUUAAAGAUGUGAAAGCAUUCAUUGAUCACAAGGAUAAACUAUUUUUGCAUUCAGAAGCAAGGACAGUCAAAGUUCUUAAGUUUACUUAUAAUAAACAUAUUAUACAAAGUCUCUUGAAGUCAGAUGGAGAAAUAUUGUAUGAGUUGGAAAAAGAAACAGGAUGUAAUAUUCAUUUUAAAGGGAUGAGAAGUGAAGGUGUGUUCAGUAUUGUUUUAACGGGUGAAAAUGAAGAACAAGUUUUGAAAGCUGGUGUGGUUGUGAGAAGGUUCUUUGAGGAUCAUAGCAAGAUGUUUAAAGCGAUGAAAAUUAUUAAACUUCCAUGUGCUAGUGAAGAUGACAACUUUCUGUUUGAUUUCUUACUUGGGCGUGAUAAAGCAAGUCAUCGAAAGAAACUGGAAAGAGAUCAUAAAUGUAAAUUGGUGCUUGAUUUGCACAAUCAUACUUUAAAAGUGUACUCAGAAACUCAAGAACAGUUAAAAGAAGCUGUAAUUCAAGUGGAAAAUGUCAUACAGGAGGGAGUUGAGAACUUUGCUGAACUAAAAUUUAGAAGGAAAUUGCAUUUAGAAGAGGAUCUUGGAGGGCAUUUUAUCAAGAAGAUCUGCUCUGGUGUUGGUAGUUUACAAGGUGCUUUAGAGAGAGAAACUCAGUGUACUCUUAUUAUCAGAGGGCAAAAUGGGAGCAUUGGAUUUUCACAUUCAAAUAAACCAUUUCACAUUUUAGUAUGUGCAAAAACUCAGGCUCUUUUAGAAGCUGGAAUGAAGACAGUCAGUGAAGUGAUAAAAAAAGAAAGUGAAAUUUAUAGAAUGGAAUUUUUCUUCCAUUACAAUUAUAAUCCAAAACUAGUGAAGAACUUUAGCACAUUAAAUAAGUCACCUGAGUGACUCAAACUAUUUUUUGUCACUACUUUUGUGUGUAAUUGGAUGAUAGUAAACUUUUGAACAUUUUCUUUUCUUCUACCGAAUAGUGCAUUUGUUUUAAUCCAUAAUUUCUGUCCUAGCUGACAAAACAGGUAACGACGUAUAAGGCUUAUUAUUUUAAUUGUAUUUUAGGGGAACUGGGAUUUAAUUCUGCAAGUGGUAAUCCAACAGUGAACUUAUACACAUAGCUCCGUUUCUAAGGAGGAAAUUCUUCAAAAUCAUGUCAGUUUUAAAUAUUUUUGAUAUUCCCAACAACCAAAGUGAAUUUGAAUUACCGUAUAUACCUAAACCUAAACUGGAUUUCUAAACUUCAUAAAAAUCCUUACAAAGAUACGUACAUGUAACAGGUUCCAGUAAGUGUUCUACCAAUCCUCUUUCUUUAUUCUUAAGUUUCUGAUUGACAAUAUAUAUGUAAUUUUUGGAGAUCAGGUCUUCCAACAAUCUGUCAGAGUUCCCAUGGGUACCAAUAGCACCCCGUUAUUAGCAAACCUAUUUAUUGUAUUCAUAUGAAGCAGAACGUAUUAUCAAUUAACAAUAUUUACCUCCAUUCAUAU